Bathycoccus prasinos is the source of this 1878-nucleotide messenger RNA. Its product is annotated as conserved hypotheical protein. The transcript has a single exon. The record is from RefSeq and is a predicted model, not a curated record. The coding region runs from base 1 to 1878 and encodes 625 amino acids. NCBI's taxonomy places the organism in Eukaryota, Viridiplantae, Chlorophyta, Mamiellophyceae, Mamiellales, Bathycoccaceae.
AUGACGAGUGCGGCAGCCGGAAAUUCUGGCGCUCGAGAAGCCGUAGAGGACAGAUUGGAAUCCAUAUCGAACCACUCUUGGGUGGAGAAAUUGAAUCCAGACCCAGAAACCGACGUCAACGCGCCGAACAGAAAGUCUCGUCGAGUAAAAUCUGGACACUUCGUGAGAGUACAGCCGACGCCUUUGAAACGUCCGGCGUUAAUCAUCCAUUCGAAAAAAGUACUCGAAGAUAUAGGGUUAUGUGAAGGUGACGAAUCGUCCGAGACGUUCGUGCGUUUCUUCUCCGGAGAUUCCGACGCCAUACCGGGAAUGAAAACGUGGGCGACGCCAUACGCUUUGAGUAUUAUGGGCCAGAAACACACCUCGAACUGUCCGUUUGGGACUGGUGAAGGGUAUGGAGACGGACGCGCUAUUUCAGUUGGUGAAGUCUUAAAUCCAAAAACAAAUCAACGGUACGAGUUGCAGUUGAAAGGUGGUGGCCAAACGCCGUUUUGUCGCGGCGCCGAUGGAAGAGCGGUACUUCGUUCGAGCAUUCGAGAAUUCAUCGCUUCCGAAGCCAUGGAUGCUUUAGGGAUUCCAACCACGCGUGCGUUAUCCCUCAUUCGAUCGGAAGGUGGCGAUGUUUCAAAUAGACCUUGGUACAGCGCGUCGGUGGAAAAGCAAGUAUCGAAACAACUCAACGAAGUGACCGUAGAUGAUCCGAGGCUGGCUCGAUUUGACGCUUCAGAAAGAGAAGCCAUCGUCGGCAGAGUGCGCGCGCAAAAGCGGGACCCUGAUACGAUGAUUCAAGAACCCAACGCAAUUACGACGCGCGUUGCGCCUUCGUUUUUGCGCGUUGGUCAUUUGGAUUUGUUCUCGCGUCGCGCCUCGAAACCAGACGCGAGUCCGUUACAAAAACAAGAGCUCGAAAUGCUAGUGAGACAUUGUUAUUUUCGGGAAUUUAGUGAAGAGAACGAUUCUUGGUCUUCGACUGCUCCCAUAGAAGAUGUCGCGCGCGCUGUUUUAGAAAAAUCGGCGGCUGGAAUUGCAUUCUGCGUCGCUGAAUGGUUAAGGGUUGGAUUUUGUCAAGGGAACUUUAAUGCUGACAAUUGUCUCGUCGCCGGACGAACGAUGGAUUACGGUCCUUUUGGUUUUCUCGACGCUUACGAUCCCGCGUUUGCGAAAUGGACGGGGAGCGGUGACCACUUUGCAUUCGCAGCUCAGCCGCAAGCUGCGGUUGCAAAUUACUUUACCUUAUGCUCUGCACUCUCUACGCUAUUGAAAGGAAAAGAAGCUGAAGGAAACGUGCUCAUAGAAACGUUUGCGAAAACGAUUGAAAAUGAAGUGACAAAUGUCUGGGCAAAAAAGCUUGGUUUUCGCGACGAUGCGCCGAGUUCGAGCAAAGCAGCCGCGCGCGAUUUAUACGAUGAAACCAUUCAGGAUCUUCUCUACAGGCACAGAGCCGAUUGGACGAUGUUUUGGAGAGAACUCUCGAACGCUGCGCCGGACCUAAUCUCGCGAAAAAUGUCGGCGAAGGAGGCGUUUUCAACUUUUCUCGAGAAGAAGGCAUUUUACAAGUCUACAUUUUCGGAGCAAGAGAUUGAAAUGUGGACCAAGGCGUUGGACGCGUGGAUAGCGGCGUUGAGAACGUCGGGUGAAAACGAAUCCACGGCUGGAGAAAUAGUCUCGAGGAUGCGUCUUGCAAAUCCAAAGUAUGUUCCGAGAGAAUACAUGCUCGUGGAGGCGUACGAAGCGGCUGAAGUUGGCGAUUACUCCGUGUUACGCGACGUUUUCAAAGCUUGUUGUGAAAACCCAUACGACGAAGGUGAGAACAGUAAAUACUACGGUCUCGCGCCCGAGGAGUCACUUUCAAAAGGGGGCAUUGCAUUCAUGUCUUGA